AUGACAUCUAUUGUUGCCAACCAGCCAUCUGUCGGAGGUACCAAUGGUACCACAGGCUCACCGGGAAGAUCUACAGGCAGUCCUACUGGUGCUGGCGCCGGAAUCGAAGUGGAUUCGGAGAUGUUGAUGUUCCAUGUCAAUAUCGUUUGCCUCAUUCUUCUCGGCGUAUUGACGUUGGUACGCCUUCCUCAUGCAUUCGGCCUGUUCUCUUCGAAAGAAUGGCUAGGUUCCCAAUUUUUACGACAAGUUUCUACCCGACCAACCGUCCGGCGCUUGGCUACACAAGAUAUCUAUUCUCCUACUUCGACUCCCAAAGGCAGAGGCUACACAGGAUAUGGGUCUUCAGACGACUCUCACAUGUACGCGCAACCAGCACUCCGGCUCACGGAGAAGGGUACUCCAACCACAAUCCGGUUCCCCACUAACAUCCCUGUAACCUGGUUCAUGACAUUGCGACCCAUCCUUUCUCCCCUCCGCUCUCGCGUAAUGCCCGGUUUCUCCGUCGCACAGGCCUUCGUUGUCGUCAUGUACUUUUAUGCAAUGGUUUACGCAGUCUUUUUCCAGUCCAACAUCAUCACGGAUUCGAAUCGUACUGGGUGGAUUGCUGUUUCUCAACUGCCACUCGUAUUCGCAUUUGCGCAGAAAAACAGUAUCCCUGGAGGACUGAUCGGCUAUGGGUACGAAAAGUUAAAUUUUCUGCACCGGUUCGCGGGAAGGAUAGUCGUGCUUACAACGAAUAUACACACCUUCCACUGGGUUUAUAAAUGGUCUUUGGCCGGAACGUUUUCAACGAAACUAAAACAACCUAGUAAUAUGUGGGCUUUAAUCGCAACUUGUUGCUUCAACUUAAUAUUCCUUUUUUCAACUGCCUACUGGAGACAAAAGGCUUACACAUUGUUCCUGUCUUCACAUAUUAUAGGGUUCAGUCUUGUCCUUCCUGCCAUUUACAUGCACAAGAAGAGCACUUUUCCCUAUGUUGUCACCGCAGCCGUGUUAUUCGCCGUCGAUCACCUCCUGCGAGUCGUCAAAACUCGCUGCUCAACUGCUUUCUUGCGCCCAAUUCCCGAGUUGGGGCUUACACGCGUUGAAAUCCCAGGCAUCAAUGCUGGGUGGCGGGCCGGACAACAUGUUCGCCUUCGGGUUGUGUCUAGUGGCAUGGGUCUGUUAGGUUGGGCAGAAAACCAUCCUUUCACGGUAGCAAAUAUUUCCAAUACGGAAGAAGGCAUGGUCCUCUUGUGCAAAGAAUCUGGGGAUUGGACCAGACGACUGGAGAAGAUAGCCAAAUCCAGCACCCAUGAAGGUACCAUUGGUAGACAGGUGAAAGUCAUGGUGGAAGGCCCUUAUGGCGGAACCCAACGCACCAUCUUUUCUAGCUUUUCUGGUGCGUUGUUUGUGGUCGGUGGAAGUGGCAUCACAUUUGCGCUAUCCUUGAUCCAGGAUCUGAUCCAAAAGGAUCUUGAGGGAAAUUGUCGCGUCAAAGUCAUCGAGCUGAUUUGGAUAGUGAAGGAUCCAGCGUGCCUUACCCCCUUACUUUCUACGUUCUCUAAUCUCAUCAAAAUGUCGGCAUUCAUACCUGUACGAAUCAGUGUUUUCUAUACUCGGGCACCGACAGGUCAACAACCCUCGUUCUUUGAAUCGGUCACAGACGGUCCUUACAUCGGAAAAGCACCAUCUUUCAAAGUACAGCCUCAGCAUCUGCCCCCAGGCAUAACCCUAUCCCCCGGGCGUCCGCGAAUCGUUAACUUUAUCAAUCUUACGCUGCAGCGCAUUAUUGCACUUCGGAGCUCCUCUCAAAACGACGUCAAAUUGACUGGUCUUAUCAUUGGCGUAUGUGGUCCUCUGUCGCUGGCUGAUGACGUUGCAAAAGCAGUUUCAAAUGCUGAAGUAUCUCAAAGAGAUCAUGCCGGCGGAAUUGAAGUUUCUGAGGAGACUUUUGGAUGGUAA
This is a messenger RNA of Psilocybe cubensis, 1944 nucleotides long. RefSeq lists its product as uncharacterized. The transcript is spliced from 5 exons. NCBI's taxonomy places the organism in Eukaryota, Fungi, Basidiomycota, Agaricomycetes, Agaricales, Agrocybaceae. The record is from RefSeq and is a predicted model, not a curated record. Gene Ontology annotation, molecular function: ferric-chelate reductase activity. Gene Ontology annotation, biological process: iron ion transport; intracellular iron ion homeostasis; copper ion import. Gene Ontology annotation, cellular component: plasma membrane. The coding region runs from base 1 to 1944 and encodes 647 amino acids.